AUGGACCGCCGCGUUGGUGAUGCUCGCUUGUACGCGUCUAGCUCGCGAUUACCGGUCCUGUCACCGUCCUCGCCCGUCCCUUCGAGCGAAGCAGGCGAGAUCGAGGAGGCUAGGGCCGGCUUGCUUGGGCAGCGGUACUGGGCAGGGCUGCAGGCACGGAAGGUUAGAGCACAGGAGCGAGGCGAGACGGACGAGUUGGAUGCGGACCUUUCGAGCGAGGACGAACUCGCCAUGUCUCCCGUUCGUCUCCAAGCAUACACCCUCGCUUCGUCGGCCGAAAGGCGUCGCCGCGCCCCAUCCCCAUCUCUCGCUGUACCCGCUUGUCGCCGCCCCUCUUCCAGUCGAACACGCUCGCCUUCACCUCGCCCAUCGCCCGAACCUUCUCUCCCGCACCCCGACGAGGUUCUGCGAAAGCAAAGUCGAUCUGCUUCACCCGCACUCUCGGAUGCCUCGUCCCAUGUCCUCGACAUCAUUGCACGACCGCGCAAACCCGUGCAGAGUCGCCCGAGUCGGUCUCCUUCGCCGUCGGACACUCGAACAACGACGCCACCGCCUCGUAAACGACCCCGCACAGCAACGCCUCCUCCUUCAUCCUCGCCUCGCGCCUCUUCUCCCGUGGACAUUCCUCCGGAUGCCGCACAUCUCGUCGCCGGCCGCGCCCUCCGCACUCGCACCGUCGCUCAACUGAAGCCCUACUCGGUUGAGCAGCUAAAGUACACCAAGACGCUGCUGAAGAAUGGAUGGGAGGGUGCUGUCGUGCGGACGAAGCGUCCAGUUGAGGAAACGGCUGAGGAACUCCAACGGAAGAAGGAGGAGCUCGCGAGGAAACCGAAGGAUAGUCUAGGAGGCUGGCUCGUCAGCGACGAGGAGAACGGGACCGGCGACAGUCUGCCUCGUUUGCAGGACCGCUCGUUAGGGAGUGCGGAUACGUCGAGUGGGUUGCAAAGCGACGAAGACGGCAUGUCCCUGCUUGAGCGGGAGGCCAGGCGGAAGGAGCGGAUGGAGCUGACGGUGGCAGCAGCAAUGGGCGGGAACGGCAAGAAGCGUCCCUACUCGCCUCACCGACACGGUCCCUCUCGCAUCGACAACCCUCUUCGCCGCACGAAGGCGCCUCAAUCGCGCAAGAAGCGCCAUGGGGCUGCCGCAUCAGACGACGGUUCCAGCGACUCGUCAACCGCCACAAUCACCUCUCCUCGACAAAAGCGUCAUCGACCUCGACGCGCCGAAAGUGCACCACCUUCUUCUUCGCCUGCCCACUCGCCUCGAAAAACGGACGGUACCAAGCGACGACGAGUUACCGACCGCCGUCGUUCCGGCUCGGCCACCGCAGCGUCUCGCCGACCAGCUUCUUCCGCACGACGGCAGAUUCGGGCGGAUAGCGAGCCUCCGACUUCUUCACCGGCUCGACAGCCUGUUGGCAUGGCGAAGAAGCCGCACAACAUGGCCAAGCCGUCCAGAUCGGUGCAUCGACGAGCUGGAUCCGGCGAGCGCAAUGCGCUUGACCGGGACAUCCUCAACUUGCCAUCACCGUCGCGGUGGAGAAGCGAUGGAGAUUCGGAGUUGCCGUCAGACGAGGAUGAGGAGGAAGACGAGGAGGAAGUCGGGGGUGACGAGGAAUCGCAGUCGCCCGACCGCCAGCUCGGCCCGUCCCGCCUCGAGCUCAGCCACAAGCGAAAACGCGCACUCGGCGCGAUGAUGCCCGCAGUCUUCCUCAAGAAGGCGGCGAAGGACCUUAAGCUCAUGGCGCGCGAGCGCGAGGUCGGCGAGUACUCGAGCGGAUCAGAGCUGAACUCGGGCGACGAGGAGGCAGUGGAGCGCGCGCGGAAGAAUCAAGCGAAGAAGCGGAUCGUACCAGGCGACGCGCCGAUGCGUUUCGAAGGGGCAGCGUUCACGGACGAAAGCGGCGACGAGCCCGACCGGUCAGACGAUGGAGUCGGCGACAAGGACGAGGAGGACGAGAACGACGCUGUUUCAUCAUGGCUGCAGUCCUUCGCGCCUAGACGGACAAACGCAGCGGAAGAGGAUAUCGUCGACCGCUUCCUCAAGCGGGCGAAGCGACCGCCGCCGAAGAAGCGGAAGGCCGGAAAGGCUGCCGAGUCUUGCGUUCGGCCUGCUGGCGAAGGCUCGACCAAGGAGAAGAAGGGAGGGCGGGAAGAGCGGGCGUCGCUCAAGGAGACCGGCAAUUACGUCGUUGGCUACCGUCCUCUCGAUGGUUCCGCUGCUAAAAAACGGAAGCCCCGCUCCGUCCCGCUCGACACCGACGACGUCAUCUUUGCCUUCGUGCGUCAGCAGGAGCUGUCGGUCGAGGGGAAGGACGACGACGACGACGUUGUGAUCGCCCCUCCGGUCAAGCCGCGAAGCGCGACAGAGCAGUCGCUGCCGAACCGAGUCUUCGCCAUGUCCACCGGCGCCCCUGUCGUAUCAGCGAACGACGUCCGGAACGACGAAGCCUGGGCGACGUUCGGCAAGUUCUCGCCCGACUUUGGACUCGACCGAUUGCCGCCUGGCAUCCGCUUUUCCUCACCCUCUUCCUUCAUCGCCAACGGCCAUCUUUACUCGCUCGUCAAGCCCGCAGACAACUCCGCUUCCGCUUCAUGCGACGUCUACGGCCUGCACCUCUCCUCCUCGACAUCGCUCGAACAGCUCGAGUCGCAUCUCCCGGCCAUCUGCGACGACAUCCUCGAAGACCUCGCUCGUCUGGGCAAGGAGGGCGAAGUACUCGAUUCUCUUGCCGACGUUGGGAAAGUCCUUCAGUACCUCGGCAAGCGUAUUGACGCGGCGACAGGAGCAGAAGCAGCCAAGACCGGUUCGGCUAUUUUAGCGAGCCUCGAACGCCUUGAGGGCCGACUGAACGCUAGUUCAGUGUUUCAAGCAGCUGGAAAGGAUUUUCGACGGGGUCGCGUCCUCGUGGGAUGGUACCUCGUCGACAUCGCCGCUCGCGUCCAACGGACGACAAGCGACGUCGUCGACGAACGCCGCCUUCAGCAACGUGUCAGGUCUCUUGUGCAGGACCUCCUUCGGCAUGGUCAAGAUCGCACAGUCAAGACGUUGAAGGCCGCGAGCAGCGGGGACAGGUUGGUUGCAGACGGGACAGUCGAGGCGUGGCUCGGCUUGAUCAGCUUGGCGCUCAAGUCCGACUCGUUCGGUCAGGCGGCUCUGACAGUCGACGUACUCUGGCGGAUUGUCGAGGAGGAAGUGCGGGCCGGCCUCUCCGCUGCCGCGCAGAAAGGUCCGGCCGGCGGCGAGAUCCUCGCCUACACCGUCUUGAUGCUGUGCACCAUCUCGCAAUUCUCGCCAUCCGGCGUCUCGACGUCGACUCCUCGUCUCCCCGCACACUGGCCGGCCAUCAUGGCGACUCUCGAUGUGAUUCAGCCCUCCGCCCUCGCAGCACCCGACUACAACCUCCCGACCACAGCAGUCGCCCGGCGCGAUCGCUACCUCUGGAUGCUGUUCGCUCGAUGCCUCAUUCUUGCCGAGCGGUGGGGCUGGCGGGUUGAUGUCAAGGACGACCUUCUCCCUCGACUCUUCGACCUGCUCAACGCGCGCCGACUCUCCGACCGCACGACUGAGACGAGCGGCGACUUUCCCGACUUCCUGCAAGACCUCAGCAAGUUUGGCGACACUCGCCUCGACCGUUCGAACGACACCGCCUUCGCAAUCUUCCUCAAGCUUGUCAUCGCAGCGGCGCAAGGCUUGCCAGCGAUUUCCGACGCAGACAAGCGACGUCGAGGCGCUCAGCUCACCCGCCUAUUCCUCCGCCUCUCGCCGAUGGUCUCGGCUGCGUGGUCACGACAGUCGGUCGAGCUGACUCGCAGCGGGUCCAUCCUGGUCAACCACUACUCGCUCGACAUCGCCUUCGCCAUGCUCCACCCUUCAGGUGCCGCUCAACGUGUCGAGCAUGCUCGUCGCCUAAUCUCCUUUGCCGACGUCGACGAGGACGCGCGUCGAACCUGCAUCCGCGCUGUCCUGUACUUCGCCGCCGCCUUCCGUCAUCACGACUUGCCGCUCAAGCCUAUCGUCGAGUGGCUCGCCAGCAUCGCCGAUACGCUCAAGGGCGAGUACACCGAGAUCGAGCGGCAGCGGAGGAAGGAGGAGUACCGUCUUUCGAAGGACCGGUUGAAGUCAACGAGCGGGAAAGGCGACCCGCUCUGGCAGCGGGCUGUCCUUCUCACGAUGGUCUUGCGGUCGGUUCAGGUCAUCUUGCGGUUCAAGAAGGCGGGAGAUGCGGCGCCAUCCUAUCCCGACGUUGCCCUGCUUCAUCCUGCAUGGACCUCGCACCUGCUCGACUCGCCUCUCGCGCUCGACCCGAUGAUCGGCCGCGAAGCAAUCAAGGUCAUCGACUGCUUCCUCGACGUCCGGCGCGCCGCACUACCGCGCCAGAAAGCCAUUCAGGCUGCUAACGAUGAUGGUCAAGGCGAGAGUCAGGACGACUUUGGCACGUUCGACGACCUCGACUUUGACGACCCGACCUUGAACGCGAUGCUCGGUAUCGAAGGAGAUGCUGCCGGCGUUGGAGGUGGCGACGACGCGCUGCGCUCGGCGGACAAGGCUUGCGCCGAGCUGCUCAAGACGACCAUCACGCCCGCUUUCUUCCGCCUCGUCUCGAACAUCUUCGUCAGCUCGUCUGGCAGCAGUCCGACAAUCGCUGACCGGGUCAGCUACGCUCAGUACGCCGUCGAAUGUUGGGUGAGGUGUGCUGCUGUCGCAGUCGAGAACGGCGUAGGGGACUGGCGACCGUACCUGCAGUACGGCGCCCAAUCGUGGAAGCGGUUGAGUGACCCCGUCGGCCGCCGCGACAUCGGUCUCUUCCUGAUCAUCGAGAUCCUCAAGCAUGACCCGGCUGCGUACACCGUCUUCGCCGAGGACGUCCUCGAGAUCUGGUUCGAGUCGAUUGUUGCGCGCCGCCUCACCUCGCAGCACAUCCUCACCGAGACGCUGCUCAACGUCGACAUCGAGAACGUCGGUACCGUCUCGCCGCUGGUCGAAGGGCUGCCGUUCGACAGCUCCGCCUCAAGCGGGAGGAUCGAGGUCGAGCAGCUGGACCUUCUGGACAAGCGACCGGACCUGCUGAAGAUCGUCUUCGAAAACGCGGCUCGACUGGCGACGGCUUCGACUGCGUCGACUCUGCCGCCCUCGACAGGCCAGCUCCUUGGCCGUGCAGGCGCGGCGCCGCUUCGGCCGAGCGUUCCUCGUGGUACCAUCAUGAACCUGCUUCGGAGCAUGCUGGCGUCGCUGCGGGACAACCUGGCCGCCAUUCACGACGAGACGACACGCCGCAACUACUCGACCUUCGUCCGCUCGACGCUCGCGGCGCUCACGGCGGCCGGCGCUGUCCAGCCAAGCGGAUUCCAGCCCGGCAAGCGAGGGCCGUUCAACGAGACGACUUUGCCGGACAUCACCCUCCUCCGCUCUUCCGCCGCGGCGUGA
This is a messenger RNA of Rhodotorula toruloides NP11, 5427 nucleotides long. RefSeq names its product methyl methanesulfonate-sensitivity protein 22. Lineage: Eukaryota; Fungi; Basidiomycota; Microbotryomycetes; Sporidiobolales; Sporidiobolaceae. Bases 1 to 5427 code for a protein of 1808 amino acids. The transcript is spliced from 9 exons. Gene Ontology annotation, cellular component: nucleus; Cul8-RING ubiquitin ligase complex. The record is from RefSeq and is a predicted model, not a curated record. Gene Ontology annotation, biological process: double-strand break repair via homologous recombination; replication fork processing.